Psilocybe cubensis is the source of this 3147-nucleotide messenger RNA. RefSeq lists its product as uncharacterized. Lineage: Eukaryota; Fungi; Basidiomycota; Agaricomycetes; Agaricales; Agrocybaceae. Gene Ontology annotation, biological process: protein phosphorylation; small GTPase-mediated signal transduction. Gene Ontology annotation, molecular function: protein tyrosine kinase activity; guanyl-nucleotide exchange factor activity; ATP binding. The record is from RefSeq and is a predicted model, not a curated record. The transcript has 18 exons. Bases 1 to 3147 code for a protein of 1048 amino acids.
AUGGUGGCUCUGAGAGAUAGUUCGAAAGGAUUAGAAGGCAGCAAAGCCCUUGAAAUUGCUGAUGAAAUCGAAAUUAUCAUUCUACGCAUUGACCGAAAGGUGAAGGAAUGGGCAUCUUGGCCUCAUGUAAAAAGCUUUCUUCAACAAAAAGAUAUCAAAGAGGGUAUUGCGCGCCUUCAUAAAGAUAUCGAUGCAGCUAUGAUGAAGUUCAGCAUUCAAAUGAACAUGGAAAUGACUCGGAAUCAAAUGGAAUCCAAAGCCAUCCAGGAGCGCGAUAAAGCAGAAAUCCGAGAAGUCCUUCAGAUAAUCGUGAAAAGUACCGAUGACAUGAAAGCGAUAUUAAACAUGCAGUCCGUUGAUUCCCGUCCCGUCGAACAAAUGAUGCAGAGUCUUCAAACGGAACUAAUGGACCCUUAUUUGCAACCCAAGGAAGAAGAAGUUUUCAAAGCUGGCCUUUGGGAGCUACACGAAAAGACAUCCAAGCUCCCGCCUCUAACGGAUCUAACUGGGCAAGUGACCCUGAGUUCUCAUACGACGGUGGCCAAGGGGUUGUACAACGAUAUCUAUCAGGGUCAAUGGCUUGACAGGGAACCAGUUGCUCUGAGAUUGCCUAGGGCUCUUGCCAAUAACCCUGAUACCCAGGAUCGUCUGCAACGAGAAGUGACAAUUUGGAGAGAGCUUAAUCACCCCAAUGUUGUUCCUCUGUAUGGGGUCAUUUAUAUCGACGAAGAUAUUUACACUGUCAGUCCCUGGAUGGAUAAUGGGACUGCGCUCGCCUAUUUAAAAAAAUAUCCCACAGCAGACCGCCUGAAGAUCUUAAUUGAUGCUGCAUCUGGGCUAGAAUAUCUCCACAACCGAGGCAUAGUACAUGGUGAUCUUCGAGGAGCAAACAUAUUGAUAUCCAGAACUGGUGUUGCGCGACUCUCUGACUUCGGUUUGUCGCAAUUUCUUGAAGACCGUGGACAAGGCAUGACUUCAACCCAAAACAUCAAUCCAAGAUGGUUUGCACCAGAACUUCUUCAAAAUGCUCCAGUAUCCACCCAUUCUGAUGUGUGGAGCUUCGGUAUGGUAUGCCUUGAACUUCUGAGCGGGGAUGUUCCAUACAGCAGCAUAACCCGCGAUAUCGCUGUACUCCGUGAACUUGACAACGGCAAACUGCCAGAGCAUCCUGGGAGAGAUAAAGCUUUGCAAGGACUUUCAGAUGAAAUGUGGGAGCUAAUGAAAACUUGUUGGACGAAACGACCUCAGUCACGCCCUUCAAUUGUAAGCAUUAAAGCCCAGCUCAUUGAAAUUAAAGGUCGCAUGGUAUCCGACGACUCUAAGGUUAAUUUGUCAAAGCGAUGGAUCAAAUUCACGUCCAGUGCUGCACGCAACAACUCCAGUAGACCUUCAACUGGUGACCAUAAUGGCAGAAGACCAUCGACGGCUUCAAGCGUCAUGACAACAAUGUCCUCUAUUUCCAGUCAACGGGCACCUACUAAUUUUAAUGAGUAUCAAAACCAAGACGAACUCUCUCCCCUAGUUAGCUCGCCUUCUCGUAGGUUUUUCAAAAGACAUACCGAACCCGUCCAGCCACGAAAGAACUCUUCCUCGAGCACAAGUUCCAGUUCAAGCUCCAAUCCUAUAGUAAAGAUUGACUUUGAUCCACCGUCAUCCCCCACAUCACCUCGUAGCGAAUCGAGGAUAUUCGGCGAAAUAAGUUCUCCACGACUGGAACUACCAUUGGUGUCCUCCUCGUUGCCAGUAAAUAUGGGGUCUCAUUUUCGACCGAUCGAAAGGUCUAAAUCCCACGAUAUAACUUCUCCAGUUAAGAGUGUGCGCUCUUCGAAUUCCAGCAUUCACAUAACAGGCCCUCUUCGGGAGGCAGUACUGGACCCACGUAUCAUUGUCGAUGAAGACAACGGAGUCGUAGUGUCAGGUACUCUGGAAGGUCUGGUAGAUCGUUUGAUUGGUGCAAACUUCAAAAGUUCACGAACUGAUGUCGAAUAUCAAGAUGUCCUGUUGACUGCCUGUGCGGAUUUCACAACCCCAGAGGAUCUAUUUGCUCUUCUGUCUCGACGCUUUUACGAUGCAGAACUCCAGACAAAGGAACAUCCUGAAGACAGGGUCGCAAUCCAAUACAACAUAUUCAUGGUCAUGACAUAUUGGAUCUCACACAAACACCUUCAAAUUGACCACCAGUUGCUCUGGCAAAUGAGAAAUUUCUGUGAAACUGCCAUUCGCACAAAGUCAUCCACAACCAUGGUCAACAAAGCGAGUGAUCUGUUGGCCCUCGUGGUAGCAAGGUCAAAAAAGGAUAACUCGACGCCUAGUAUUUUAGUGCCUGGUCGAAAAUUACUUUCAGCUUCCCAGAUCAAGCCUCUGGACUUGGCCAUCGCUCUUACCCUUCUCGAAGGAGACAAGUACAAAGUACUAGUCCCUUCGGAUUAUAUUGCGCAGCUUAGAAGGCACCCCGGGUAUAAUAAUGUCGAAGGCGUCUACACGACGAACAACAAGAUAAUAUUAUGGGUCAAAGACUCCAUCUUGCACUUUGAGACAGCACAAGAUCGAGCAAGUGUCCUCAAAUUCUUUAUUCACACAGCAACUGAAUGCCGCAAACUACGCAACUUUGGGUCUCUAGUAGCCAUUGCAAUCGCGCUGCAUUCCAAUCCAAUAGAGAGGCUACGCCUCACAAAGGCAGAGCUUACGCCUCAGAUGCAAGCGAAACUUGACAGUUUGGGGGAUAUCAUCAAUCCAGAUGGAAACCACAGGGCAUACCGAGAAGCAUUGAACGAAGCGACAAAUCCGGAGGAAAAAGGUUGCUGCAUUCCUUGGCUAGCCGUGCAUCUCAAAGAACUUCACCUCGUUCUGCAGAAAUACCCCCCCACUCUUUCAGGUACCGAUGGAAAGCCUUUGAUUAAUUUCCAACGAUAUGUCAAGUUCAUGGCCCACGUCAGAGAGGCUAUUUCCUAUAAGCCUCCUGAUCUGGAACGAUAUCGCCUACAAGGCCAACUAGAUUACCUGGAAAACCAGCUUCGAAAUCUUCGACUGUCCGACAAUCCUGAUGAGGAGCUCAUGGCGCGCAGCCGAAAGUAUGAGACUCAGGAAACCAUCGACUAUCGUACCCGCAAACCUCAGUUAAAGACCCUCGGAUUCAAGACCUCAUGA